AUGGCUGAGGUCAAAACUCCACCCCAAGCGCCUGGCCCGAGAGGAAAGGCGACUCAUACAUCGCCGGGCGCAAAGCGUGGGCCCUCGAUCCACCAGAUAUACGCCCUCCCCGCCCCCAUCCGAACCUUCCCCCUCCCGACCUUUUACCCUGGAAAUCCCCUGUCCCUCUUUCAUGUCGCAUCAGCAUGGUUGGGCCAGGUGCUCUCUCCGCCUCCCGCGGAGCCGGCCGUCAUCCACCAUGGAGUUUGGUCCGAGGCCACGACUUCCGUCCAUGUCACAGAUGACACGUCCAUGAGAGCUCUUUGGGAACAAGGCUUCUACGGCAAAGGCAGCUUAAGCCGUAGCGAACCCAAUUGGCUGAAGCGAGAGCGAAGACGACAAGAGCGCGCACAAGCCAAGCUGGAAGAGGCACGUCAAGAGGAAGCUCGUCGGGCAAACUCGACAAGUCCACUCCCCGUUCCGGCCGGUCCAGCAGCACCUGUUGGUCCGCAGCAGAUUCUAGCGUUGCCAAACUCAGAUGCUGAGCUUUCGGCGACUCUGCGGCUCGCUGAACCGCUCCCGGCGGAUGUAAAUGGACGGCCUAUUUUGUCCCAUGGAAAGUCCAUCAGCCAUGUGGCCAAUGGAGACUCUCCUUCCCGCGACUUCGCGAAUGGGGUUGCGCAGUCCCCAGCCGCCGUGGCUGAUGCUUCGGACGACGUUCUGGACGGCCGUCCAGCUGAGGCCCUUGCAAACGGACAUGGGCAGAACGGCGGCGCGUUCAAGCCCACAGAGUAUUCGGAAUCUUGCAGCAACCCCUUUGAGGCCAAGUCUCCAAGCCGGCAAAAGAGCGUUCGCUUUUCUCCCAAGGUGGAGUCAACCACCUUCCAGCUCUCGGACCCUCCCAGUCCGAACCAGACCUCGGCGAGUGGGAGAAGCAGCCAGCAGCUUCUAGGACAUGAUUGUGGCAGGCCCAUACCUGGCGAGGUCCCGGCCAGUGUACCCGCUUCAGAUGCAGAUGGCGCCCCAUUCGCUACCGAGGUGGAACACAUUAUCAACCAGGAGCAUUUGCAGUUGACACCCGAGGAGGCCUUCUUCCUGUGUUUCGGACUCGGAGCUCUCAGCAUAUCCGACGCCGAGUCCGGGCUGCCUCUGUCGACCAGGAACAUGCUGGUCCGCUUCCGCCAAUACUCGUACUUUCCGCCGCGGGUCGGCCCUGAGGAACCGGAUCUGGGACCGGACGACGGAUUUCUCUUGCACUACGUUGUGUACCAUCACUUUCGGUCGCUCGGCUGGGUGCCCCGAGCUGGAAUUAAGUUUGGCGUGGAUUGGCUGCUGUACACCAGAGGGCCGGUGUUUGACCAUGCCGAGUUCGGGCUCAUGAUCAUUCCCUCGUACUCGGACGCCUGGUGGAAGCAGCACGGGAAACGGGGCCCACGGAAGACGUGGGAUUGGCUGCACAACUCUGUACGAGUACUGUCACACGUUAUGAAGAGCCUGGUGCUGGUAUACGUGGACGUGCCGGCGCCGCCAAGGUUCGAGGAGGCGUUGGACGCAGGCAUCACGGACGCGCUGAAGCUGUACAAGAUCAGAGAGGUGAUGGUUAAGCGAUGGUCGAGCAACCGGAACCGAUGA
Hirsutella rhossiliensis is the source of this 1611-nucleotide messenger RNA. RefSeq names its product putative tRNA-splicing endonuclease subunit tsp-2. Gene Ontology annotation, biological process: tRNA splicing, via endonucleolytic cleavage and ligation; tRNA-type intron splice site recognition and cleavage. The transcript has 3 exons. NCBI's taxonomy places the organism in Eukaryota, Fungi, Ascomycota, Sordariomycetes, Hypocreales, Ophiocordycipitaceae. Bases 1 to 1611 code for a protein of 536 amino acids. Gene Ontology annotation, molecular function: tRNA-intron lyase activity; nucleic acid binding. Gene Ontology annotation, cellular component: tRNA-intron endonuclease complex. The record is from RefSeq and is a predicted model, not a curated record.